ACGACCUGAAGGGCAUCGGUCGACCACAGGUACUCACCAUGUCCGGCGGCGACACGGCACCGCGCGUCGUAGAGGACUUGUUCGGCAUCGUCCAGAUCCUGAGCGACGGCACCGUCGUCCGCGGCGACGAGCCCGUCCUCCAGCCAAAGGAGGCGUACCCCGACGUCCCAGGCGUGCAGUGGAAAGACGUGGUGUACCACGCGGUGCGCGGCCUGAGGGUCCGCGUGUACAGGCCGGCGCCGCUGGCCGGCAGCGGCAGCAGCAAGCUCCCGGUGCUGGUGUACUUCCACGGCGGCGGCUACUGCAUGGGCUCGUUCACUCAGCCCUACUUCCACUCCUUCUGCCUCCGCGCCGCCCAAGAGCUUCCCGCCGUUGUGCUCUCCGUCCAGUACCGCCUCGCCCCGGAACACCGCCUCCCCGCCGCCAUCCAUGACGGCGCGGAUUUCCUCUCGUGGCUGCGCGGCCAGACCGAGCUCGGAGCUGGCGCCGGCGCCGACCCGUGGCUGGCGGAGUCGGCCGACUUCGCGCGGACGUUCGUCUCCGGCGUAUCGGCCGGCGCCAACCUGGCGCACCACGUCACCGUCCAGGUCGCGUCCGGGCAGCUCGCGGUCAGCCCGGUGCGCGUCGUCGGAUACGUCCUCCUCUCCGCGUUCUUCGGCGGCGCCGAGCGCACCGCGGCCGAGACCGACCCGCCGGCGGACGUGUCCCUGACGGUGGAGAUGUCCGACCAGUUCUGGCACAUGUCGCUGCCGGUGGGGGCGAAAAGGGACCACCCGGUGGCCAACCCGUUCGGCCCGGAGAGCCCCAGCCUCGCGCCGGUGGACCUCCCGCCGGCGCUAGUCGUGGCGCCUGGCAGCGACGUGCUCCGCGACCACGUGCACGGGUACGCGGCGAGGCUGAAGAAGCUGGGGAAGGCCGUGGAGGUCGCCGAGUUCGAGGGAGAGCAGCACAGCUUCUCCGUCCUCCGGCCGUUCGGCCAGGCGGCCGAUGAGCUGCUGCGAGUGCUCAGGCGGUUCACACGGCGACCGAGCGGUGAUGCGUCGUGA
Lolium rigidum is the source of this 1046-nucleotide messenger RNA. Its product is annotated as probable carboxylesterase 15. The record is from RefSeq and is a predicted model, not a curated record. The transcript has a single exon. Bases 39 to 1046 code for a protein of 335 amino acids. Lineage: Eukaryota; Viridiplantae; Streptophyta; Magnoliopsida; Poales; Poaceae. Gene Ontology annotation, molecular function: hydrolase activity.